AUGCCGUCUUCACUCAGGCUUUUAUUUGCUACUCUUCUGGUAUAUUAUUCUCCAACUAAUCCCAAAAUGUUAUGGGAAAAGUUUCAACCAGAUUUCUCUAGGGAUUAUGAAAGACAUCAGCAAUAUCAUCGAUGCUCUUCUGACGAAAUUAGUAGACUUGUUCUAAUUGAUACUAACAGAUUACUUGAGCAGAUGGGUAAAAAUAUUACUGACUACCAAUUGGUGCCACGUGAUCUCAUGAAUGCAUAUAGCACAUGCCUGACGAAGGGGGUUGAGUAUGACAGAAACAUCAACAUAUCGCCAGAGGAUAUAUUGCUAUCUUCCAAAUUAAAUUCUCAGCAGAAAUGUGCUUAUGAUUUAAUCCUGCAAGCAUGUUUCUCUUUGCAUGGCCAUUCUUUCUUUAUUGAUGGCCCAGGGGGUACCGGUAAAACAUUUUUGUAUCCGUCGCUCCUUGCUACUUUGAGAUUACGAGGUCAUAUCGCCAUUGUAGUAACGAUAUCUGGAAUUGCAGUAUCUAUCCUACCUGGAGGAAGAACUGCACAUUCAAGAUUUAAAAUACCCCUUGAUUUUUCAAAGAGCAAGACUUGCCAACUUAGCAAGCAAGGUAGCGUUGCAAAGUUGCUCUCUGAAUCCAAAUUGAUCCUGCGGGAUGAGGUUUCAAUGGCCAGACGAGAAACUGUUGAAGCAUUUGAUGAUUUACUUAGAGAUACUAUGGAAUCUAACCUAUCUUUUGGAGGCAAAGUUGUUGUCUUUGGUGGGGAUUCUCGACAAACACUGCCUGUAAUUGAGCAGUCAACAAAAGAAGUCCUUUUGCAGUCAUACUUUCUUAAUUCUCCAUUAUGGCCUCGGCUUCAUAAACUAAAGCUGACUGUGGGCGAGGGAAAGGAACCUAUUGACUUGAAUGGUGAGAUAACUUUGUCCAGAGAUUUAGUCAUUCCUUAUUACGAUAAAGAGGAGUCUCUAAACAGGUGUAUUCUUGCUCUUAAAAAUAGUUCAGUUGAUGAGCUAAAUGAUAUACUGAUUAGGAGAUUUCCUGGAAAGCUUUAUACUUACACUAGCAUAGACAAAACUAUUGAUCAGCGGCACCAAGGUGAUUAUGAGGAUUUUCUUAAUUCUCAAAAUCCAAAAGGACUUCCUCCUCACAAGAUGGCUAACAUGUUAUCAAUCAGAAAUAUGGUUCCUGAUAUGAAAAAUUGGUGUUGUCUUGUAACUGUUCAAGAAAAGCAGCAAGUUACUGAUUCAAUGGGAACGUCGACCAAGAAACAAAAAUUGAUCUUCUAUGACUCGGAGGGUUCUAAAGUAGAAGCCAUCAUUUUCAAUGCUGACAUUCCUAAGAUGAGUCCUAUUCUUCAAGUUUAUAGAAAGUAUAGGAUCUCAAAUGCUGAUGUUAGAAGUAUUCCACCAAAAUUUCAGACAUCUGAGUUGACUAUGCAAUGGGUGAUCACUGCUAGGACUAUUAUUGAAGAAGUUAGCAGGGAAGAAGACAUUAUGCAUGUUAAAUUUGGCUUCACAAAGUUUGCAGAUUUAGCUCAAUACAUGGGUGAUAAAAGCAAGUCUGUGGACGUUCUGGGAGUUGUAAUUAGUUCAUUGGAGAAGAAAACGAUAACUAGGAACUCCAAACAAUCAAAUGUUCAGAAAUUUGUCCUCUUUAAUAAAGAGUAG
Messenger RNA from Coffea eugenioides, 1662 nucleotides. RefSeq lists its product as uncharacterized. NCBI's taxonomy places the organism in Eukaryota, Viridiplantae, Streptophyta, Magnoliopsida, Gentianales, Rubiaceae. Gene Ontology annotation, biological process: telomere maintenance; DNA repair. The record is from RefSeq and is a predicted model, not a curated record. Bases 1 to 1662 code for a protein of 553 amino acids. Gene Ontology annotation, molecular function: DNA helicase activity. The transcript is spliced from 6 exons.